CCUAGGUCCUUGCUCAACUCAUCACUUACACGUUUAUACCAUUUCAUAUAUACAAUAUUCAAUGGAGAACAAAGUUUUCGCUGCCUUCUUCUUGUUUCUAGUCCUCUUCUCAUCUCAGGAGGUUAUUGGGAUAGAGGGAAGGAUGUGCCAAUCAAGGAGCCAUCACUUCAGGAGCAUAUGUUUGUCCAACCAUAACUGUGCCAAUAUCUGCCGUGGCGAGCGCUUUUCCGGUGGUCGUUGCCAUGGUCUCCACCGGAAAUGCUACUGUACUCGUCUUUGCUAACUAUUUGUACUCUUUUUCAAUUAAAAAAUGUUGUUGUUCUUGUGUUCUAGCUUCCUUCCAGUUUCUAAUAAUAAUUAUAAUGUUUCCCGUUUUGUU
Molecule: messenger RNA, 379 nt
Organism: Brassica napus (rape)
Lineage: Eukaryota; Viridiplantae; Streptophyta; Magnoliopsida; Brassicales; Brassicaceae
Product: defensin-like protein 6
Exons: 2
Coding region: 62-283 (73 amino acids)
Biological process (GO): defense response
Source: RefSeq, a predicted model, not a curated record